Messenger RNA from Choloepus didactylus (southern two-toed sloth), 6012 nucleotides. It is a transcript of the gene GPR155, whose product is annotated as G protein-coupled receptor 155. Gene Ontology annotation, cellular component: membrane. The transcript has 16 exons. Bases 1755 to 4325 code for a protein of 856 amino acids. The record is from RefSeq and is a predicted model, not a curated record. Gene Ontology annotation, biological process: transmembrane transport; intracellular signal transduction. NCBI's taxonomy places the organism in Eukaryota, Metazoa, Chordata, Mammalia, Pilosa, Megalonychidae.
UUAAUUUUAACAUAAGUUAAAAACAUAAGUUAAAAACAUAAGUUAAGCUAAGUGUUCACAGAGCUUGAUGUAUAUAACCUACCCUCAAGUGUUCAGAAAAUAGAUUGAUAGACAGACUGAUAGAUGGAAAGAUGGAUGGAUAGAUAGCUAGAUGGAUAGAUAAACAGAUGGAUAGAUGGAAUGAUACAGCAAAUGUGGCAAAAUGUUAAAAAUGGUGGAUCUGGGUAUUUGGAGGAUAAAGGUCUGUUGCAGUUCUCUGCAUGGCAUUUGUAUUAUUUUUGUAACUGCCCUGUAAGUUUGGAAGUAUUUCAGAGUAAAAAGUUUUUAAAAUUUUAAUGGGAAAGUAAAUAAUGAAAUAAAAAUUAACGUAUCAUCGGUGGUCACAAGGACUGUUAAAAAUAAAAUGGUGUUGAGGGAUAGGGAUGGGGGUGUACUGUUUGAGGUAGGUGGUCGGUGAAGGACUCUGAUAAUAUGUCUACUGAGGAGAGAAUUGAAUGGAAGUUUUUGAAAAGUAUAAUUGAAAUCUACCAUUAAUUUUCCAGUUUCUUAUCCAGUAGUUUUAACCCUUCCUCCCCAAUUUAUUUCACCACUGGCACCAAAAGGAUUCUAGUGGACUAUACUUUUCAUCUUUCUCUUCCUCUGUCACUUCUCCAUCUCACCCACUAGAAAUAGAGAGAUAUCUAAGAAAUUAAAUAACUAUGAGUAAAGCAGGAGGUUUAAGAGAGAGGAAGAACUAGCUUCUUAGAUAACUAAGUUGUAAAUAGUCAGAAAUUAGAUACGUGUUCCUUUAAGUUUACUGAAUUUUAAAGUGAAGGAUAAAUCGUGCAUUUUAAUAAAGACUUGAAAAUAAAAGAGCAAGAAAUUAAUAUGUUUGUUCAUCUCUUCAGGAACAUUAAUAAUUAGAUUUGAUAAGGUGUUUGUGGUAUAAGGAUCUUAGAAGUGGCUCAAUACCACUUAAAUAUUUAGUAAAUACUGUGUCUUAAUUUAGACAUGUAUUUUAAGUAUAUAGUUUCCUGUUAACAUAGAUUAGUAAGCCCAUAACUAAACAGAACUAACGUUUGUAACUUUAUAGUUUACAGAGUACUUUCUUGCAUAUUUAUCUCAUUUGAGGUACGGCAGAUAUUAUUAUCCUCAUUUUCAAAUAAGGAGACAGGCUUACAGAGAUUAAUUGUCUUAUCCAAAGUCACACAGCUAACAGGUGACAGAGUAGGGGCCCCAAACCUAGUUCUUCUGGUUCUAAACCCUAGGCAUUCUCUUAUUCCACACAGUUAUGUAACUUGCCCAUUUAAUUUUGAGAAGACCUAACCAGCUUUUGUAAUUUGUUAGAUUCAGAAAAUCAGUUUUUUUCCUCUGUAAUAUUCCAAAAAUAUUCCAUUAAAUGAGUAGCAGUGGAAAAAGAUCUAUUAUAGUAGAUUAAUCCAUUUUCAUAUUGAGACAGAAUCUCCAAAUAAAAGAAGUAAUCAGCCAUUCUCAUCAUUGCUUUUCUUAUGUUCCACAUGAAAUCAGUGAACCUGGUAAUAAUCAUGUUCCCAGUGGGCCCAAUUUCCCUAAUGAUUACGUUUGUAGAUUUUAAGUUGUAAUUUUUACUUUUAUAGUUUUGCUUUUAAUCACAAAUAAUAUAAAAACUCUUGUAACAUUAGGUAGUAGACAAUAAUUUUACCAAAAUCCAAUAGUGUAGACAGGAGUGCUUUCUCACAUACCUGCAAAUUGGAAGGUGUGGUACAGAAUUUUCAGGACCAUGUGUCUGCUCCUUGAUGAGGUUGUUUAUUCUUGUCCAUGCCCAUCUGCCUUCUGGUCUCUUACAGGGUGAACAGAGAAGAUUUAUCCAUACUCAAGUGACAGAAUACUAUAGUGUGUUAUUAUGGACUAAAAAAAAAGCCUCACUGUUUUGUAGAACAGUUCUUUUUAAAGUUGAAGCUUUAUAUCAAACUACCUACCCAGAAUAUCUCCAGUACAUUUAUUUGGUAGCACCAAUAUCUCUUAUGAUGUUAAACCCUAUAGGGUUUAUCUUCUGUGAAAUCCAGAAGUGGAAAGACACUCAAAAUGCUUCUCAAAACAAAGUAAAAAUUGUAGGACUUGGACUUCUACGGGUGUUACAGAACCCAAUAGUAUUUAUGGUUUUCAUUGGAAUCGCCUUCAAUUUUAUUCUUGAUCAAAAGGUGCCAGUAUAUAUGGAGAAUUUUCUUGAUGGGCUUGCAAAUUCUUUUUCUGGAUCAGCCCUAUUUUAUCUUGGUCUUACAAUAGUAGGAAAAAUAAAGAAACUGAAGAAGUCGGCAUUUGUUGUAUUAAUUCUUCUCAUCACAGCUAAACUCCUGGUGCUGCCUCUUCUGUGCAGAGAAAUGGUGGAACUCUUGGACAAAGAUGACAGUGUAGUGAACCAUACAAGUUUAUCAAAUUACGCAUUUUUGUAUGGUGUCUUCCCUGUAGCACCAGGAGUGGCUAUUUUUGCAACACAAUUCAACAUGGAAGUAGAGAUUAUAACCUCAGGGAUGGUAAUAAGCACAUUUGUGUCUGCACCGAUCGUGUAUGUUUCUGCCUGGUUGCUGACCUUUCCCACUAUGGACCCUAAGCCAUUGGCAUACGCCAUCCAGAAUGUUAGUUUUGAUAUCAGUAUUAUCAGCCUAGUCUCCUUGAUCUGGUCUCUGGCUGUUCUUCUUUUGAGUAAGAAAUAUAAACAGCUUCCUCAUAUGCUUACCGCUAAUUUACUAAUUGCUCAGUCUAUUGUCUGUGCUGGAAUGAUGAUAUGGAAUUUUGUUAAAGAAAAAAAUUUUGUUGGACAAAUUCUGGUGUUUGUUCUAUUGUACAGCUCCCUCUAUAGCACGUACCUGUGGACAGGCCUUCUAGCAAUCUCUUUGUUUCUUUUGAAAAAACGAGAGAUGAUGCAAAUUCCUGUUGGAAUCAUCAUAAUAUCUGGCUGGGGAAUUCCUGCCCUCCUUGUUGGUGUUCUUUUGAUAACUGGAAAACAUAAUGGAGAUAGCAUUGACUCAGCCUUCUUUUAUGGAAAAGAGCAGAUGAUCACCACAGCGGUCACCCUAUUCUGCAGCAUUCUGAUAGCCGGCAUGUCACUUAUGUGUAUGAACCGCACCACCCAGGCAGGACGAUAUGAAGGUUUCGGCCAGUCUCAGAACCACAAGGCAGCGGGAGCUGGAAACACUGCUUUUGAAGCUGGAAACACUGCUUUUGAAGAGAGUCCGGUGCCAGUAAAUGAGCCAGAACUUUUUACAAGUUCCAUCCCAGAAAGAAGUACGAUCCUUAAAUAUAAAGAAACUAUUUACAUGCCUUUAUCUAUCCUAAAUGUUUUGUUUAAGGAAACUUCUGGAACUGUUCAAUCACAGGAGCAACGUGUCUAUAUGUGUGCAAAAUGUUUUAAAAGACACCGCAUGCAAUUCUCUGACUAUAGAGAGGAAAAAUUACAGCUCUAUGGCAGAUGCCUCAGUGUGACUUCUGUAAACCAAUCUACCUAUAACCAGCAAGGGAUUUGCAAAGGUUGCUGCUCCUGCUCCAUGGGAAAUGGUGAACUACAGUGCCCUUCAGCAGAACCAGGAGCAAAUCCAAGUACAAGUAGGCCUGGGACUCCUUCAUUUGAGAAAGCUGAGCAUUGUGUGAGUCGCUGUAAUUCCCAGAGCUGCAUAUUAGCCCAGGAAGAAGAACAGUAUCGACAGAGUGGAGACCCACAACUGACUCGACACGUGCUGCUGUGUUUACUUCUCAUUAUUGGCCUGUUUGCUAAUCUUUCCAGUUGUUUAUGGUGGCUAUUCAGCCAAGAGCCUGGAAGACUAUAUGUUGAGUUACAGUUUUUCUGUGCUGUGUUUAACUUUGGCCAGGGAUUUAUUUCCUUUGGAAUCUUUGGAUUGGACAAACAUUUAAUCAUCCUACCUUUCAAAAGAAGACUUGAAUUCCUAUGGAACAAUAAAGAAACAGCAGAAAACAGAGAUUCUCCUGUUCCUGAGGAAAUAAAAAUGACCUGUAAGCAGUUUAUCCAUUAUCACCGUGACCUGUGUAUCCAAAACAUUGUCAAGAAAAGAAGGUGUGGUGCAAAGACUUCUGCUGGGACCUUCUGUGGCUGUGACCUGGUGAACUGGCUAAUUGAAGUUGGCCUUGCAUCUGACCGUGGUGAAGCUGUGAUAUAUGGAGACAGACUGGUGCAAGGGGGAGUCAUCCAACAUAUUACCAAUGAAUAUGAAUUUCGGGAUGAGUACUUGUUUUACAGAUUUCUUCAAAAGAGCCCUGAACAGAGUCUUGCUAUUAACGUAAGCAUCCCACAACAGGAAAGAUAUAAAGAAAUUGAGCAUUCAUCCCCAUCCUCACUUUCCUCUAAAACCUAAAUUAUUAAGAAGAGAACCCCACAUGGAGCCUGCCCCAGAUCUGUCACUAAUGGGCUGUGUGACCUUGGGCAAGUCAAAACCUCUCUGAGCCUCAUUUGUCUCUUCUGUAAAUUGAAGGGAUUUAACGAGCUAUGAUUUUGUGUGUAUGUAAAACACACAGAAAACUGACAGGAAAAAAAUAUCAAAUCAAAAUUUAAAGUUCUGAUAAUGAAUAUAAUAAAUACUGUAAACAAUACUAAUUAUGCCAACAUUUAAAAAAUCACUACUUCCUAUGACUAUUAUAAUUUCAAAAUCAACAUCCGAUUAACGAUGCCUUUUAAUUGCCAAAUUUGGCAGGUAUACUGCUGGCAGUAAAUAAACCUUAAAUUAUGAUAAUUUUGCACUUAUUGAUAGCACCUCUUAAGAAAGGAUUUUAAUGAUUCUAAUAAGAGGCCUUCUUAUUCUUUUUAUUUUUCCCAUUUCCUUAACAAAUGGCACUCAUUUGAAAACUAGAAGCUUAUUUUUUUUUUUAAGGUUCACUUUUUCUUGCUUUUCAAUCCAAAAUACUAAUCUGAACCAUUAGGAAGGGAGUUAAGAACCUCCAUAAAUAUUAUCAUUUCCAAAAUCCUUCAACAGAAGUAUAGUAUGAUCUUUAACUUUUGUACUACAAAUGAUAAUUUGAGUAGAUUGUUUAAAUUUUCUCAACAAAUUUACUACCAUGUGAUAUAUCAUUUCUAGGGUUUGCACAAAGCAUCAUAAUACAGAAGGAUAACCCUAUUUUCCUAUUCCCUGCAGUUAAAAAAAAAACUUAUACGUUAAAAUUCUACGCUUAAUAGCCUACUGGUACAUUUAGAAUUUAGUCUCUUUAAGUGCCCAUGUAUAAAAAUCUAUAAAUUGGAAAAUUACUAAAUAUUGGCCACAAAUAAGUUUUAUUUACAUUCAGUGAAUUAAAAAGAGGUUAGACUACUUAAAACUUACAUUAUCUCAUUUUGAUCCCAUUCACAUGACCUUCAAACUUCUACUUUAAUUAUUGUCUGUGCUUAUUUAAAACAUGUUUCAAAUAUUUAUUUAAUUAUCUUCUGCUUUCACUGUUUCAUAUGUAAAAGCCAAAUCGAAAAGUAUUUAUAGGGCUAGUGUCAUUGCCCAUUUAAUGCAACAUAUUAAAAAAACAACAAAACCCUGCAUGGAAGACUAUGUAUUUAACAAGUAAAUUAAACUUAAGCAGAGUAUUAACCCAUAUGAGUUUUAAGUUAUGAUUCAGUUCAGGAAUGGGGAUGUUUUAAGCAGAAUUGUCUUGCUGAGGAACUUUUUUUUUAAAACAUGACCACAUUAUGAUGCUGAACGCUCAGGAUUAAGCAUAAAGCGUCUUUGCUGUGCCAAGGGACUGUUAUAGUUACUGUAACAGAGAUAUUCAGUCCCACAUAUGCAGGCAACUCAAACGCAAGUGGAAAAUUUGUUUUGUUUGUAAACAAGUCAUACUACAUAUGUUCUAUUUUAUGCACGACGGACUCUGCAGCAUCUUUUUCCAUGGGAAACAUUAAAAAAAAAACAAAAAACCUGAAUCAGAAUGCUCUGCGUUUAAUGAAAGCUUUUAAGAAAUGUUUUUAGAAUUAAGGAUAAGCUAAUUUAAUUAAAUGAAAAUAUUUCUAUCUGUUACUUUGCCACUGACAAAGCAAGUUUCUCAAUAAAAUAUCUAUUUUAACUUGUA